AUGAAUCCGCCUGGGCCCUUGGGGGCCCUGGAGAAGGAGGAGGAACACUCCUCCACCCCGAUUCUCGGGCCGUCCAUACACUCCGACAACCCUCAGGAGCGGAUCCAGGCCCGGCGUCUCCGCAUCGCGGCGCGCCUGGAAGCCCGGAGGCGGGAAGCGCUUGGAGAAUAUUUAGAUGGAAAGAAAGAGAGUGAGGAAGAUCAAAGCAAGAGCUACAAGCAGAAAGAAGAAAGCAGACUGCCGGAGGUAGGGCCACAGCUGGGCUGGCGUGGCGAGCAUGUUUGUAUUCGCAGACUUGAAAAGCUGGAGAACGAAGUCAAGACCAGCCAGGACAAAUUUGAUGAAAUCACCAUGAAGUGGGAGGAGGGCAAACGGAAGAGAAUUCCCCAGGACCUGUGGGACAUGCUCAACACCCAGCAGGUGCACUGCGCUGGGCUGAUAGGAGACAAGAACAAGCUUAUCAGCGAGUUACAGCAGGAGUUAAAAACAAAAGAUGACCAGUAUGUGAAGGAUUUGAAGAAGCAGUCAGAUGACAUCUGCCUGCUCCUGGAGAGGAUGGAAGAGCAAGUGAAGAAUGUGAUGAAAACCUUCCGUCAGGAGCUCAAUUCCAUUGAGAAAGCAUUUGAGGCGGAACGACGAGAACUGCUGACCAGUAAUAAGAAGAAAUGGGAGCGGGCCCUGCAGGCUCACAACGCCAAAGAGCUGGAGUAUCUUCUGAGCCGCAUCAAGAAGGUAGAGGACUAUGAGAAGCAGCUGAACAAGCAGCGGGUGUGGGACUGCGAAGAGUACAACACGAUCAAGAUCAAGUUGGAGCAGGACGUGCAGAUUCUUGAGCAACAGCUUCAGCAGAUGAAAGCAACCUACCAGCUAAACCAAGAGAAGUUGGAGUACAACUUCCAAGUGCUGAAGAAGAGAGACGAAGAGAGUGUGGUGAUCAAAUCCCAGCAGAAGAGGAAGAUCAGUCGCCUACAUGAUAUACUUAACAACCUGAGAUCAAAAUACACCAGGCAGAUCAGACAGUUUGAGGAGGAGAACCAGUCACUAACCUCCGACUACAUACGCCUUGUGACGCAGUUCAAGGAGCUACAGAAAGCCAUGAGGCAUUUUGCUCUUCUUGAUGACAAGCGGUUUCGAGAGAUUUGGCUGAUGAAUGAAGAAGAGGCAAAGGAUCUGAUAAGCAAAGCCUUUGAUGUGGACAGGAUCAUCCACACCCAGCAUCUGGGGCUCCCCUGGACCGCACCUGAUUUCUGGUUCCUGAGGAACGUGGGACCUAUAUCUCAGCAGCAGCAGAGGUCUGCUACACAGAUAUUAGAAGAAGUGCUGAUUCAAACAGAAGAGGAGGGGAUGGAGGAGGUCACCUCAGAAACAGAGUCUUACCUCGACCUGCCAAAGCAAGUUUCCAUGAAAACGACCAGAAAGAUCCUGAUGCUCCUGUGUGACGAGUCGGGUUUCCUCAUAGAGAGCAAGCUGCUGAGCCUUCUCCGUCCCCUGGAGAAGAGCGAGUGCUAUCUGCUCAAGUUGGACGCCAUCUUCUCAGCCCUUGGGAUUGAAAGUGAGGACGACUUGUACAAACUGGUGAACUUCUUCCUCAAAUACCGAGUUCAUCAUUCACCCUCCAGUCAGGUAAUUCACCCUGGCGCCUUUCUCCAGAUCAGCCCCUGGAAUCUUUCACUCCCACAGGAGCGAACAAGCCCGAUGUCAGCCCUGGACCCAGGAGAGCAGACAGACCUCGAGAGACAGAAGGAGGGAAGCCUUGUGGGAGGGGAGCCAGAAGAGAAGGAGGUCCCCCCUUCUCCCAUGCUCAUCCACCCCAACGACGUCCUCAAGAUCCUGGAGGCCUUUGUCAUGGGUCUGAGGAAGCCCAGGGACCCCCCGGCCCCAGUGAAGGUGGUGAAGUAUGUGCGAGACACCUCGAAGGACUCUGCGUAUUGGGAGGCCCUGGCCACGGUUCUCCCUUACGCCACGCAGAACCUCUGGGACGCUCUGUACACGGCCUUGGAGAAAUACCACCUCGUCCUGACGCAGAGGGCCAAGCUGCUGAUAGAAAACAACUCCCUGGAGAAGCAGAACACAGAGCUCCAGAUGCUGCUUCAGCAGUAUCUAGAUUCCAAGAUAAACUCUGAAUUGCAUGUUCCACCAACUCAGGUGUUACGGGCGCCCACCAAAUAG
Molecule: messenger RNA, 2169 nt
Organism: Puma concolor (puma)
Lineage: Eukaryota; Metazoa; Chordata; Mammalia; Carnivora; Felidae
Source: RefSeq, a predicted model, not a curated record